This is a messenger RNA of Lineus longissimus, 3062 nucleotides long. RefSeq names its product BTB/POZ domain-containing protein 1-like. Gene Ontology annotation, biological process: neurogenesis. Gene Ontology annotation, molecular function: protein binding. The record is from RefSeq and is a predicted model, not a curated record. Gene Ontology annotation, cellular component: cytosol; P-body. NCBI's taxonomy places the organism in Eukaryota, Metazoa, Nemertea, Pilidiophora, Heteronemertea, Lineidae. The transcript is spliced from 5 exons.
GUUUCGCCAUUGUUCGGAGCGUAAACGCGGAAGUCAGGAAGUCUAAAACACGAUCAAACUGCAUGACUGGUUUAGAAGGCCUAUUGGGUCUGCCACAUCUGAAUUUGGAUGAACACGUUGCUGUUCAUUAUUGAGUCUUCAACCUUAUAAAUUGGACAACUGUGUUCAGUUGGAAGAAUGGAUACACCUGAAAGCCUGGAAGCUGAGGUGGAAGCUGUAGUUGAUGGGGCUAUUGUCACAGAUGGGCUUCCUGAUGAUGUACCAGAGAUACCAGAUGAACAUGGGCCUAUUCUGGAUGAAGAGGAAGAGUUGCCCUGCAACAACCCACAGUCCAAUUUAGGCAAUGAUGCUGGCAACAGCAAUAAUAACAAUGACAGCAACAGCGUAUUGAAUGUACUAGAUAUAUUUAAUGGUGUAGAUGUAGGAGUUAGAAAUCAAAAUCCAAUGCAGGCCAGUUCCAAUCCUCAGCAGCCUUUAGCAAGCCAGAUGGUGAGUGUGAACGCUGGGCACCAUCACAGUGGGGCACUGGCAGUGGUGGGGCCAUGUGGUCAGGUGGUCCAGUACAACUGGCAAGCCUCAAAGACAAAUGUUAAAGAACGGCUUGCAUUCAUGUUCAACAACGAGAUAAUGAGUGAUGUGCACUUCAUUGUAGGAAAAGGGACAAAUACACAACGCAUACCAUCUCAUAAGUUUGUGCUUUCUGUGGGGAGUGCGGUAUUUGAUGCCAUGUUCAAUGGUGGCAUUGCUGUCACUGCUGCAGAAGUAGAGUUGCCCGAUGUGGAACCUGCAGCUUUCCUUGCUUUGCUGCGUUUUCUCUAUUCAGACGAGGUUCAGAUAGGGCCAGAAACUGUGAUGACAACUCUGUAUACAGCCAAGAAGUAUGCUGUCCCUGCUCUGGAGAGGGCAUGUGUUGACUUCUUAAAAGGCAAUCUUAGCUGUGACAAUGCUUUUAUGCUUCUCACCCAAGCACGUCUGUUUGAUGAGCCGCAGCUGGCUGCCUUGUGUUUGGAAACAAUUGACAAGAACACUACUGAUGCCCUCAAUGCCGAGGGUUUCUCUGACAUAGACUUGGACACCUUGUGUGUUGUCCUUGAACGUGAUACCCUAGGGAUUCGGGAAUGUAAGUUAUUCAUUGCUGUAAACAAAUGGGCCGUGGCUGAGUGUGUCAGACGCAAUUUACCAAGUACUUCUCAGAAUAUACGAGAGGUUUUGGAUCGAGCUCUACAUCUGAUACGCUUUCCUUUAAUGAGUGUGGAAGAGUUUGCAGUUGGUGCUGCUCAGUCUGGAGUGCUUCUGGAUCGAGAAGUUGUGGAGUUAUUUCUCUAUUUUACAGUCAACCCGAAACCUUCUGUAGCUUUCCUUGAUAAUCCCAGGUGUUGCAUGACAGGCAAGGAGCAAGUUGUUUCUAGGUUUUGUCAGAUUGAGAGCAGAUGGGGAUACAGUGGAACUAGCGACUGAAUAAGAUUUAUGGUAAAUCGUCGGAUCUAUGUGGUUGGGUUUGGUCUUUAUGGUAGUAUCCAUGGUCCUGCGGAGUACUAUGUAAACAUUCAGAUCAUUGUUAAUGAUACAGGACGAGUCAUUGGACAGAAUGACACCAAUUUCAAUUGUGAUGGCACCAAUGCCACAUUUCGAGUUACAUUCAAGGAGCCUGUCGAGAUCAAUGCUAAUGCUAGUUACUUAGCUUGUGCUACUCUUAAGGGACCCGACUCAUAUUAUGGUACUAGAGGAUUGAGGAAAGUGACCCAUGAAUCAGUCACCAGUGGUAAAGUGACGUACCAAUUUACCUACGCCGCAGGGAACAAUAAUGGUACAUCCGUUGAAGAUGGUCAGAUUCCAGAGAUCAUCUUCUAUGCUUAGAGUCAAGCAAGUGGUAAACUGACAUUUAAUGAGUGUUUUGGAAAAGCUGAUACCAUAAACCUGGAGUUGUUUGUGUGCCUUUUAUUUUUGUGUUUACAGACAAUCGUGAAAUUGUGUGGCCGUGAAAAAGAAAAUCUAAGUGAAAUUCCUAUUAACCUUUUGGAGUUCACUGUCGACUGACCUAGGGUUGACCAGGAAAUGACCCCCCCCCUCCCCCUUUAACUUCACUGUUAACCACAGGUCGCCAGUAGAUUGUGCGUUGAAAACCCAUAGAUAUGAGGCCUGAUAUUGAUGCAGUUGUGGGGAAUCCCGUUAAAUUUUCUGAUAGCUGACGCUGCAAACACUGUAUGGACAGUAAUUUUUCAUAGGGUUGUUUCAGUGAAUUUUGGGGCACUUUAGAGUUGAAGUUCACAGGUCAAAUCACAGAUUUGGGGAAGUUUCAAGAAACUUUUUUCACCCCAACAUACUUCGAAUUCUGACCUAAAUCAUUAUGUUCUGCAUUGUUUUGUUUUACUAAAUUAAAAGUAAAAGUAACCUUGCUUUGUCAGGUGGCAAUCAUUCCCAAUUCCACAUUUCAGAUAGCUCCCAUGAUUGCCCUGGCACCAUAUAUUUAAUCACUAAUACAAGUUUCUUGUAAUUCUUUAUUCAGCCAAAAUAUCCCAUUUUUACUCAAUAGAAAGUUUUUUAAAAAGUAGAAACCAAUAUUUCAAUUUCAAGAAUUCACAAAUUUGAGCAAUAUCAUGCCUUUUAAAAAAAAUUUUGAUUUCACUAUUUGGGCACUGAAUGAUUCACAGCAGUCGACAUGCCGCCAUAUGGAACGACGUUUGCUAUUCCGGCUCAUUUUUGACUAAAAUUUUAGAAUAACCCGUCAAACUACCAAUCAGCGCGUAGCCUUGGAGGGUGGCGUAUCUCAUGACGUAGUCAUUAGUGCAUAGUUAGAGAAGUCUAAUUAGAGGCAAUUAGUUAGAUUUUUUGCACAAACAGGCAACUUAUAUGAACCCUCUUUUUAUUUCAAAGAUACAUUUUACUUACACAUAGAGGACAUUUUGAGUUUCACUGAAUCGAUAUUGUUGCAUGACCAAUGGUAUCUCCCUUACCUGGAAUAGAUUUUCACGCUGUUUGGAGGCAAAGUCAGUAAAUUGAGCUGGCUUACUUUUUUCUUGGAAAUUGUAAUAAAAGAAUAAAGUAAAACACACACUGAAAUA